Diaporthe citri is the source of this 486-nucleotide messenger RNA. RefSeq lists its product as uncharacterized. NCBI's taxonomy places the organism in Eukaryota, Fungi, Ascomycota, Sordariomycetes, Diaporthales, Diaporthaceae. Bases 1 to 486 code for a protein of 161 amino acids. The transcript is spliced from 2 exons. The record is from RefSeq and is a predicted model, not a curated record.
AUGGAUAUCGUGCAAUCGGCCUCUGGGGACGAGCUUCGUGCCGUCGUCUUGGCGCUAUGCAAGGACACAUCGGUCAUGCUGCGAGUCGUGGGCCACAUCAAAAAGCUCAGAGACGCCCAGGCAGACGCAUCGAAGACUGGCGAGAAGAGGAAGGCUUCGGACCAAGUUUUCAUAUGCGUCCGCUGCGGAGAAACUUUCAGCGAGGAAGCCAACGAUUCUAAAGCUUGCACAUACCACCACGGCAAGUGUGAAAUGGAAGUAGGCGGCGACGACGAGGACUUCUGGGCCGACCACGAUGAGGAUUGCCACGGAGAAAUAGACACGGAAGAGACGCGGGAAGAGUUCCCAGAAGGCUUCACCUGGAACUGCUGUGACCAGGCAGGCACGGCUCCCGGGUGCACCAAAGGGCACCACUACGCCAUCGAGGGCAAGAGGAUGAAGACCACCACAGACGGAGACUCGGACUCGGACGGUAGUGAUGAUUAA